This is a messenger RNA of Eurypyga helias (sunbittern), 521 nucleotides long. Its product is annotated as prolyl-tRNA synthetase associated domain-containing protein 1. The transcript has a single exon. Gene Ontology annotation, molecular function: aminoacyl-tRNA deacylase activity. Lineage: Eukaryota; Metazoa; Chordata; Aves; Eurypygiformes; Eurypygidae. The record is from RefSeq and is a predicted model, not a curated record. Bases 15 to 434 code for a protein of 139 amino acids.
UCACUGUUGAAGACAUGAUGCCCCACGUCCAACACAUGAAAGGAGGUCACAGUAAAAACCUGUUUCUUAAAGACAAGAAGAAGAAAGGGUUCUGGCUGGUGACUGUUCUGCACAACAGGCAAGUCAAUUUAAAUGAUCUUGCUAAAAAACUGGGCGUUGGAAGUGGAAACCUAAGAUUUGCCGAUGAAAACGCCAUGCUGGAAAAACUAAAAGUGGGCCAGGGCUGUGCAACGCCUCUAGCCCUCUUCUGUGACCAGGGAGAUGUUAGGUUUGUGCUGGAUGCUGGCUUUCUGGAAGGCGGCCACGAAAAGGUGUAUUUUCACCCAAUGACAAAUUCUGCAACCAUGGGCUUAAGCCCUGAUGACUUUUUGAAGUUCGUGAGAUCAACAGGCCAUGAUCCCAUCAUCAUCCAUUUUGAGCAGGACAUUCAGUAGAUGAAGUUCACCGUUACUGGGCGUAUAUUUUGUAAAGCGAAAGAGCAAAACUGGUGAAAGUCUUAUUACAAAUAAAAUUUGACAAAA